CGGCAUGGAUCAUGGUAUCGUUAAUGGUAAGGUGUCAACUCCACACAGCCGCCCAUACAUGGUCUACAUUCGUGACAAAUACAUGCAUGUUAAAGCAUGUGGUGGAUUUUUGAUAAGGGAAGAUUUUGUGUUGACGGCUGCCCACUGUAAAACAAACAUUAUUCAUCCCAUGGUGUAUUUGGGUGUUGAUGACACAAAAGAUUUACCUGAGGGUAUAGAGGUCGAUGCCUUUCCACAUGAAAGUUUUGCAAACGAGAAAGGUCACAACGACAUCAUGCUACUAAAGCUUAAUACAAGUGCAACUCUGAACGAGACCGUGAAAAUCAUUGGCCUGCCAAAAACUAGGGGGGAGGCAUUUCCAAGUAACUGCAUGGUCAUGGGUUGGGGCUGGCAAGAAUACACUUACACGUCUCCAUCAAGAGUCCUGAAAGAAGUGAACUUGACUCUUAUUCAGAACUGUGCCAAACCUCACACUAUAUGCACUGAGGGAGGAACCGGGCCAGCACAGGGGGACUCUGGCGGUCCACUUAUUUGUGGAAAUGUCCCACAUGGCAUUGUGUCUUACAACAAUGACUCAGGCAACAUUACGGUGUAUACUGAAAUCUCUCACUACCUUCAAUGGAUUCAUGACACCAUGAGAAGAUCUCCUUAAAGCAUCAUAAAUCAUGGAAGGCAAAGCUGGAUCAACUCAACAUUUUAAUAUGAAAGCAUGUCUGAUUUAAGUUCUUCUGCAAUUUUUAUGUACCUAAUUGAA
This is a messenger RNA of Misgurnus anguillicaudatus (oriental weatherfish), 754 nucleotides long. Lineage: Eukaryota; Metazoa; Chordata; Actinopteri; Cypriniformes; Cobitidae. The record is from RefSeq and is a predicted model, not a curated record.